AUGCCCCGGUCUCCACUUGUCAAAGGCGUAAAGUCUGCACACACUACGAGUACAGAGUUGGAAGAGGUCGGAAACGUGUCGCUGUUCCAAUCCCUAGUACUGUUCCUCAGACGCUUUGUCAGGUUUACGAGUUUUUUCUGCUCCUUACGUCUCCACACACAGACCUCCUCCUUCGCUCCAGUGGGUGUCAUUCCCCCCCCGAGCACCCCCAGUUGUAAUUCGAGCCGCUUCCUGGCUUCUGCCUUCCUCCGCCCAUCACACUGCAGCGCUGCUCUGUCCCGCGCUCAGAGGCCCCUGUCUGGGUACGGGCUACGGUCCGGGCUCAGCCUCAGAGGGGACACCGCUGUACGCACGCCUCCUAGCGGCCGAUGCAGUCGCAGAAUGUAA
Knipowitschia caucasica is the source of this 387-nucleotide messenger RNA. The record is from the annotation of a GenBank genome assembly. Lineage: Eukaryota; Metazoa; Chordata; Actinopteri; Gobiiformes; Gobiidae.